CCCCAACACCAUUGGCGGGUACCUUACAAACUGACGAAAAACUAGAGAGAGAGAGUGUGCUGUAUGUAUAUGUAUGUAUAGAGUGUGAGUGUGAGUGUGAGUGUGUCCGUGUGAUUGUGUCGUAUAUGUGUGUGUGUGUGUGUGUAUAUAGAGAGAGUUGUAUGUAUAGUUCAAAAAGUAAAGUGCUUAAACCAGGCCGUACGAACACUAUACAUAUACACACACACGCUCUCUCUCUCUCUCACUCUCACUCAAUCGCACUGUACAAAAGUACUCAUCAAUAGCACUGUAGAAAAAUCUCUCUCGGACACCCCAAAAAGUCCUUCGGCCCUCGUACGUAGUAGUUAAAUAUAUAUUACAAGAUCAUCGGAUUUUUCGUGGCAUUUAAGGAAAAAGGAGUUUUUAUUAUAUGAGUAUUGAUUAUUGUACCCUUUUAGCGUUUGAUUCAGUCAAGUGAUUGAGAAUUAAGUGAAAGCAGGAAUGGAGUUGUACGGAAGGCGAAGCGGGACAGAAUCGGAUCAGCAGCAGGUGGAAUGGGCUCCGGCAGGCCAAGAACCCGGUUUAGUAGAAUCGAUGCGAGGGUUGAAUUUGAGGGAUGGUGAGUACCCGGAGAGGCCAGGUGCGGCAGAUUGCCCGUACUAUAUGAGAACCGGGACCUGUGGAUACGGCUCCAAGUGCCGGUAUAAUCAUCCCCAUGAUCGUGGAAUCUCGACUGGGGGUGUUAUGAGAGAUUAUCCUGAGCGGGUAGGGGAGCCUUCAUGUCAGUAUUAUUUAAGGACAGGGACCUGUAAAUUUGGUCCAUCUUGCAAGUUCAAUCACCCAAAAAAUGCUGGUGGAUCCUUGACCAAUGUGCCUCUAAAUAUUUAUGGAUAUCCAUUACGACCGGGUCAGCAAGAAUGCUCCUACUAUUUGCAAAAGGGGCAAUGCAAAUUUGGUAGAACAUGUAAAUUUGAUCAUCCCGAACCAGCUGGUUUAUCAAUGCCAGAUCCAGCACGUACAUUUUAUCCAACAGGGCAGUCUCUUUCUGCUCCUUCUGAGCAAUAUGACAGCACAUCGACCACCUAUAGGGUUGCAAGGCCUCUAUUGCAUGGUUCAUAUGUGCCCGGUGCUUAUGCUCCAAUGUUGCUUCACCCAGGAGUGGUUCCCAUGACAAAUUGGAAUACAUUCUCGGGACCAGUUAGCCCUGCACCAUCACCUGGUGUUCAACCCUCGGUUGGAUAUAGAAUGUCACAGCUAUCUUCUUCUGCACCGGCCUUUACAGGAGCUUAUACCCAGUUACCCUCUUCUGCCUCACCUUUGAGUGCUGGCGUAACAUUGGAGCAACAGUUACCAGAAAGGCCUGGCGAGCCUGACUGCAAAUACUACAUGAGAACUGGGGGUUGUAAAUAUGGAUCAUCUUGUAGGUAUAACCAUCCACCAAACUGCGUUGUUUCAAACACAAAUUGUGUACUUAGCCCCUUGGGGUUACCUCUGCGUCCGGGAGUGCAGGCCUGCUCUUUUUAUUUGCAGAGAGGUCGCUGCAAAUUCGGCCGUACUUGCAAGUUUGAUCAUCCAAUGGGAGAUGGAAAAUACAAUUCCACUUCAUCGUAUUCUGAAAUGCCAGGCUGAAUAUGUUGCAGGGUUGAAACUUGAUCUUGGUAUAAUCAGGACACGGCCUUCUGGGAACAAUUCCAGUGGUUCUGUUCGUCUGAUGUUUUCACAGACUGUUAAAUGAGAUUUAUCCUUAAAAGUACACAUAGAAGCACAAGAAACAAUAGGGAAAGUCGCCAUUCAAUAUGAUAAGUCUAUUACCCUCUUAUUUCAAGUUUCGCCACCAACAUUUGUAGCCGACUCUUUUGUCAACUAUCAUUUAGUUAAUAUUUCCAUAUCGUCAUUAAAGUUCAUCUACUCUAUGAUAUUGUAAUUCAAUACAUUGUUAUCCAAAAUGUUGAUCUUUUGCUCCACGUUAUA
Molecule: messenger RNA, 1950 nt
Organism: Olea europaea var. sylvestris
Lineage: Eukaryota; Viridiplantae; Streptophyta; Magnoliopsida; Lamiales; Oleaceae
Product: zinc finger CCCH domain-containing protein 32-like
Exons: 8
Coding region: 481-1608 (375 amino acids)
Molecular function (GO): metal ion binding; mRNA binding
Source: RefSeq, a predicted model, not a curated record